AUGUUGUCGGCUUUGUGUUUUGGACCACAUCUUACAUGGUGUCAGAAGUGGGAUAGACAUCGGUGCUACCCUCGACUACUAGCUAGCUACCUAGGACUUGGAGCUGUGUUAUCUCAGAAACAGGAGCAAGGAAAGGUCAUCCUAAGUUAUGCCAGAAGAUCGCUACGGCCAAAUGAGAAGAACAUGGAGAACUAUAGCAGCAUGAAGCUGGAGCUGCUAGCCCUCAAGUGGGCAGUAACUGAGAAGUUCAGAGACUUGUUGUUGGGGACAGAGUGCUCGGUUUACACUGACUGUGAUCCGCAAAGCUAUGUGCAAACAACGGCAAAGCUGGGAGCUACAGAGAUGAUGUGGGUGGCUGAAAAUUUGUCCAAACUUCAACGAGAGGAUCGCUGCAUUAGCCAGUUCAGGACCUACUGGGAUAGGAACGUUAAACCGUCCAAGCGGCAGGCAAAUAGAGAACACCCUGGUACAAGGAAGUUAUUCGCCCACUGGAAGCAGAUUUUAGAAGAAGAUGAUGCCAUACCACUAAAAGAUCAGACUGCCAAAAAAGUUGCGCGAACUAUGGUAAAGGAAUGGUUUGUUCACUAUGGAGUACCUCUAAAAAUACACAGCGACCAAGGACGCAAUUUCGAAAGUAGUCUAAUCCAUGAGUUGUGCAAUAUCUACGGAAUCUUGAAGACCAAAACCACGCCGUAUCACCCACAAGGGAAUGGCAACUGUGAACACUUCAACAGGGCCCUUCACAAUUUGUUGCGUACUCUCCCUCCGGAGAAAAAGAAAAAGUGGCCGGACAUGCUUCCAGAACUUGUGUGUGCUUACAACUCUACCCCUCACGCAACCACAAGAAACAAGAUAGGAGACGUUUGGGGGUCCAAACCGUAUAGAGUGGCAGAAGGAAAUGACUUUAACGAGUAUGUUAUUGAACCACUCGACGGGGACGGGCCAAGCAGGACAGUACACAGGAAGGAAUUGCUCGACGCAAAGACACUUGUGGUUGACAUCCACGGAGGACUUAAACAAAGAUGCAGGGUGCCAAGGAGGCGGCGGGUGAGGUAG
Priapulus caudatus is the source of this 1056-nucleotide messenger RNA. RefSeq lists its product as uncharacterized. The record is from RefSeq and is a predicted model, not a curated record. The transcript has 4 exons. Gene Ontology annotation, biological process: DNA integration. Gene Ontology annotation, molecular function: nucleic acid binding. Bases 1 to 1056 code for a protein of 351 amino acids. NCBI's taxonomy places the organism in Eukaryota, Metazoa, Priapulida, Priapulimorpha, Priapulimorphida, Priapulidae.